Molecule: messenger RNA, 219 nt
Organism: Gorilla gorilla gorilla (western lowland gorilla)
Lineage: Eukaryota; Metazoa; Chordata; Mammalia; Primates; Hominidae
Product: thymosin beta-4-like
Exons: 2
Coding region: 1-219 (72 amino acids)
Biological process (GO): actin filament organization; regulation of cell migration
Cellular component (GO): cytoplasm
Molecular function (GO): actin monomer binding
Source: RefSeq, a predicted model, not a curated record
AUGUCUGACAAGUCCAAUAUGGAUGAGAUAGAGAAAUUCAAUAAGUCGAAACUGAAGAAGACAGAAAUGCAAGAGAAAAAUCCACAGCCUUCCAAGGAAUGGAUUGAACAGGAGAAGCAAGCAGUUACACAAUCCUGGAACAUCACUGUCACUGUGUACCGCAUAAAUGGCACUCAUCAGAGGCCCAGCUGGCGACCUAAAGGAGCCCACAGUCUUUAG